Messenger RNA from Geodia barretti, 1829 nucleotides. The record is from the annotation of a GenBank genome assembly. NCBI's taxonomy places the organism in Eukaryota, Metazoa, Porifera, Demospongiae, Tetractinellida, Geodiidae.
AUGGGCAACAUCACAGAGCAAAUUAAAGCGGUGUGGUAUUCGGUGAAGAUGGGAUUCGGUAACCUGAAGUCGGAUGCCGGGCUGGAAAGCCUCAAUUCUUAUCUGCAGGACUGGAGCUACAUAGAAGGGUUCGUCCCUUCUCAAGCGGACGUAGCCGUGUUCCAGUGCCUAGCGGGGUCCCCACCGGCCAAGUUUAACCACGCCCUCCGCUGGUACAACCACAUCUCGUCCUACUCUGACCCAGGAACAGAAAGCGUACUUUUCCUGGGGUUCAAAAGCCCGUUGAGGAGUACGGUUCAAAAGGGGGAGCUACAAAUGGACCGGCAGCUGCGGAGGACGAAGAGCGACGAGAAUUAUUGCACUCUUUUCGACGAUGAUGAGGAAGAUGAGAAAAUGCGGGAGGAGAUGAAGAAAGAGCAAGAGGCAAAGAAGAAGAAGAAGAAUAAGCCACCUCCAAUUGCCAAAUCAAACAUAAUUCUUGACGUGAAGCCCUGGGACGACGAAACUGGUGAAUAUGGGGAAGUUGAAAAGCUGGUGAGGAGUGUUGAAGCUGACGGACUUCUGUGGGGAGCAUCCAAGCUUGUCCCUCUCGCCUAUGGAAUAAAGAAACUGCAAAUCUCGUGUGUAGUUGAAGACGACAAGGUAGGAACCGAUUUUCUGGAAGAAAAGAUCAGUGCUUUUGAGGACCACGUUCAAUCUGUGGACAUCGCUGCCUUCAACAAAGUCUAGACAGUGGUGACCAUGAUGUGUGUAUUAUACUAUACUGUAGUCAGGUGUCUUGGUAUGGCGCCACAACAAAGAAUCAUUGCAUCAUCCAUGUACAUUACAUCAGUAAGACAUAAUAUUAUAGCAGCACUAGCAGUGUACUUCAGGGGUAGUGUGUAUAAUAUGAGGGUAAGCAACAAAAGGGGGAUAACUUGGGCACUUUGGAACAUUAUAUAAUAGAGUCACAAUAGAGUAGAUGUGUGUAGCCGCUAACGUGGCAGAAUGGUCUUCAGUCCCUCACUAUUGUGGGACAACUUCGUCCACGAUUGCCUCUUUGGUGCAAUAUUUGGCCAUCUCUGAGUCGUAAUAACUCUCGUCGGUGUUAGCGGUAGCAGGAUCGAGAGUUCCGCCCGGAUCAGGCCCCAAUAGACCCACGUCAAAACCCCUAAUUAUAGGGGGCCGCGGGACAUAGGGGAACCAGCCAGCCUCUCUCGGAAUGACAUCAGUUAUCACUGCCUCGCUCGUGAAGUAUUCCGUUAGCCUUGCAAUGGGCAUAUGUUGGGAAUGGGGAUGGUUUCAGGUCCGGCAAGAGCAACGAAAAACUGGAGCGCAAGGACUAGCUUGGCAUAGAUGUAUCCUUGGAGGCUCGGUGCAGGCAGUUGGUAGUAGCUAGACUGGGGGGAGGAGUUUCCUGCUCUGCGACGUGAUGGUAAACUUGCGAGCGCGAUUGUGGGCGGGGGAACACGGGCUGCAUCUUCUGAAGAACAGCAGAAGAUGUUUCCGGUGUUGCACUGUGAGCGUUGUCGGGAGGCGUUGGUUCCGCCGGCUGCUGUGCAUCUUCGGGAACAGGCGACUGUUGGGUACCAGUGUAGUAGUCGCUCGUCCCUCUCCUCUCUUUGUUCCGUCUUCACGGCGAGAUUUUGGGGGUGUUCUUCGGUGCGUGGUAGCUUGUACAGAGCAUACACACACUGGCUGCGGUACCCCAACGACCUGUCAUACGAGUAUAGUUCAUUGAAGUCACAUCAGCUAUACAUUAUUGAUACAUGCAUAGCUAGCUGGUGGGUCAGGUGUAGUUGUACAAGCCAAACACAUGUAUCGGCUCUUAUGCCGUCCCAUGGAUUGCG